AUGGCAGGAGAAGUGGUGGGUGGAGCAUUUCUCUCAGCUUUCCUUCAAGUGCUAUUUGAUCGGUUGGCUUCUCCCGAGCUCAUACGCAUCUUUUCCAAACAAAAGUUGGAUGAUGGACUCAGAAAAAAACUGAAGACAACCCUACUAGCCCUCCAAGCAGUGCUGGAUGAUGCGGAGGACAAGCAGAUUACCAACAAAUCUGUGAAAGCUUGGCUGGACGAGCUCCAACAUGUUAUCCACCAAGCUGACGACUUGCUAGAUGAGAUCACUACCAAAGCCUUCAGGGACAGUUUGGAAGCUACUCAUGAUCAGUCCCUCACCCAAAGCAGCACAACUCAGGAAAUCAUCACAAAGGCUGCCAACCGCAUCUUUGGUAUAUGA
This is a messenger RNA of Cornus florida, 381 nucleotides long. Its product is annotated as putative disease resistance RPP13-like protein 1. Bases 1 to 381 code for a protein of 126 amino acids. Lineage: Eukaryota; Viridiplantae; Streptophyta; Magnoliopsida; Cornales; Cornaceae. The transcript has 2 exons. The record is from RefSeq and is a predicted model, not a curated record.